Messenger RNA from Orbicella faveolata, 2367 nucleotides. RefSeq names its product DNA polymerase lambda-like. The record is from RefSeq and is a predicted model, not a curated record. NCBI's taxonomy places the organism in Eukaryota, Metazoa, Cnidaria, Anthozoa, Scleractinia, Merulinidae.
AAAAUAGUUUUUGAGCGGCAUUAAGUAUCGCGCACUUAACUCCUACCGACACCGCGUAAAAUAGUUAUGAAAAAAUGGACUCAACACGGUUGUUUAAAAUAUUCUCAAUUCUGAUGAGGUCAUGACAGUUAUAAUUUGAUGCUGACUCCACGUCGACUCCCGCUCGCACUUCAAAGACUUUCUACUACUCCCGGGAGCGUUACUCGCCCCCGUGACCCACCCCCACUCCCCCAACCCGCUGCCCCGAACACCGAGGAAAGACUGGACUCUACAUCUUCGUAGCAAUCAAACAUGGGGGCGGUCAGUUAGCAUUUUAAAACAUGUCAAAGAAGCGUGGAUCUUCAGUUGGUUCUGGCAAUUCAUUAGACAAUGACAAGGCGAAAAAACCGAAAUUCACCCCAGAUUUGUCUGGGGUAGGAGCUGUGAUCGUCGAAGUUGGUCUCGGAAAAACUCGAGCAUCCAUACUGACGAAACAGCUCGAGAGGCAUGGAGGAAAACACCACAAGAAAUUGGAAAGCGGUACCACACAUGUAUUGAUUGACAAAAAAUUGAAAACAGAGAAACUGAAAAAGUACCUAGCCGUCACAGACAUUCCCGAAGAAGUCAAGGUUGUGGAUUCCGAGUGGUUGAGCAAGUGUUUAUCUGAAGGGAAACUUGUAGAGUUAGAUCAGUACAUUUUGGGCAAAGAAGACUUCGUAGUUGUAGAGAAAUGUGUUAAUAAGGCAUCAGUUAGUAAUAAUGACGAUGGAAAUCAAUCUUCAGAGCCAGCUGUUAUAAAACCUUCAGGGAAAAGCCUUGAAGCAGUGGUGGGUAUAUCAAGUGCCAGUGAUUCAGUCAGUAGAUCUCCAACAAAGCACACUGCUUCAAAAAUUCAAGAUCCAAGAGAUGAUGACAGUGAUUAUACUGAUAGUGGUGAUGAAGGAAGCAAAUCAGACAGAUCUCCUGUUAUCACACCAAAUGUCUCACCAGAAAAACUUCAGACAAGCUGGGUGUGUGCUCAUGCAUCAGCGUCACAGCAACAAAAUCACAACCAGUUCAUCACUGACAAACUUCAAGUUCUUGCCACGUCAUAUGCAAACACAAAAGAUCAGUGGAGAGCUCUAGGAUACAAGAAAGCCAUCGCGUCAAUCAAGAAUUAUCACAAAAAACUUGAAACAUGGGAGGAAUGUAGUAGCCUUCCCUAUGUCGGAGAACGCCUUGCCAAGAAAAUAUGGGAAAUUGUCCAGAUUGGUCACUUGCGAAGGCUUGACCAUGUAGAUCCCAAGCAGGAAGCCCUGAACUUGUUUGUUGGUGUCUGGGGUGCUGGACCUACCACAGCAGAAGCUUGGAUCUCACAGGGACUUAAGACGCUCGAAGAUCUAAAGAACCAUGGGAAGUUGACACGGCAACAAGAGAUUGGAUUGAAAUACUAUGGUGAAUUUCUAGAAAGAAUGCCAAGGGAAGAAGCUGGUAAGAUUGAAGAAGUGGUUAAAAAGGCAACAUUGGAUAUCAACCCAGGACUACAAGCCUUUGCUUGUGGGUCUUACCGUAGAGGAAAGCCAACAUGCAGUGAUGUUGACAUCAUUGUGUCACACCCAGAUGGCAAGUCCCAUGAAGGUGUGAUGGCAAAGCUUCUAGAAAGUCUGAAAUCAACAGGUUUCCUCACAGAUGAUCUGACGUUAGCUGAUAAUGGUCAGCAUAGAAAAUAUCUUGGUGUGUGCAAACUUCCCGGAGAAAAUACAAAGCACAGACGCUUGGACAUCAUUGUGGUGCCGUACAAUGAAUGGGCGUGUUCUUUGUUGUACUUUACAGGUUCUGAUUACUUUAACAGAUCAAUGAGGCUCCUAGCUAAAAAGAAUGGCAUGUCAUUAUCUGAGCAUUCUUUAAACAAAGGUGUCAUCCGCAAGGGAAGUGAAAAGAUCUUUGAAGGAACUCCACUUCCUGUAUUCACUGAGAAAGAUGUGUUUGAUUAUCUUGGGUUGGAGUACAGAGAACCACAUGAAAGAGACUGGUAGUUAAAUAGGGAUGGUUAUUACACUUACAGUUCAAAUUACCUAGUUUAAGUGAUAAGAGCAGGCCCUCUAUUCAAGAAUUUAGGUGCGGGAUUUUAGGGGAGUUAUUCUACUAUUGUAAGCAUAUACCAGUACCUAUUCUGCUAGCACUAAAAUCCCGACACAAAGAAUAUGCUUGUUGGCUAGUUAUUACCAAAUAGAAAAUUAGAGGGAGGGUAGAAUAUUUUAAAGUGCUAUUAGCUCAGUAUUUAGAUAGGAAGUUCUAUAACCUUGGUUAUAUUCCAAAUGCAACCCAAACAGUAGCCUUCUUUCCAUUUAUCAUUUUUUUCUCAUUCAUUGGUGUAAAAUUAGAUGUUAUCAUUCUUAUUCGUACAUA